This is a messenger RNA of Hippocampus comes (tiger tail seahorse), 1141 nucleotides long. Its product is annotated as calcium/calmodulin-dependent protein kinase type II delta chain-like. Gene Ontology annotation, biological process: protein phosphorylation. The coding region runs from base 121 to 618 and encodes 165 amino acids. NCBI's taxonomy places the organism in Eukaryota, Metazoa, Chordata, Actinopteri, Syngnathiformes, Syngnathidae. Gene Ontology annotation, molecular function: calcium/calmodulin-dependent protein kinase activity; calmodulin binding. The transcript has 4 exons. The record is from RefSeq and is a predicted model, not a curated record.
AAGGGGCACUUCAAAACCAACAGACUCUCUGCAAGCAUCCAAGCAAAGACAACAGGGCUUUUGGCUUUCUCGACGACAAAUUGCUCUUGAAAUUGUGAGACAACGUUUGAUCGAGGGAGAAUGCUUUUCCAUUUUUUGCUGCUUCUGCUCUCCCUGGAGGGAAUUCUGAGCACCGAAGUGACUGUUCAGUGGGCCCAGAACAGCAGCGAACCCGAUGCCGUCCGAGCUCACCAGCAGGAGAUCAUUGAAGUCACGAAGAAGCUGCUGACGGCCAUCGUCAUGGCAGACUACGACUCUUACAAGGAAAUGAGCGAUCCGGGUCUCACGAGCUUCGAGCCGGAAAGCCUGGGCAUCCUGGUGCGCAGCAUGGAAUUCCAUCGCUUCUUACUGGAGAAUGCCCUCGGUUUUCGUCACACGAUCAUGAUCGAGCCUUACGUGCACAUGAUGGGCGAUGACGCGGCCUGCAUCGCGUACGUGCGCCUCACCCAGGCCCUCGGGGGCGACCUGGCUGCUAUCCACACCAAGGUGGAGGAGACUCGCAUCUGGCAUCGGCGCAACGGCACCUGGCGCCACAUUCACUUCCAUAGAAGCAGACCCAGCACAUUGCACUCAAAGUAACACCCACAACAAGCAAAGGUGACUUCUUACCAAAGUCACCAAAUUGUUGUACAGUUGAAAAUUGCAAAUAAAAUGUAGAAUCCAAGAAAAUGAAUUCUUUUUUUAAAAAAAUUAUUCUUUCAUAUCUUGCUUUUAUUUUUCAUUUGCAGUGUUAGGAAUCGCAUUCUGAGAUGUCACUUCCUGUAAAUCUCUUCCGGUUUGAUCGCGAAUGCGGGGUAGACAUGUUUUGUGUUCAGAGUACGAUCCGCCGCCGUCUACCGUGAAGCAUCGUAGACGCAAUGCCGUAAGUUCAACGAUAUCAUAUUCGAGAUGUUAUAAAAGCAUGGACCGCAGAGUUUGAUAAAAUGUAGUUUAUUGUGGCAUUUGCGUUUUGUUACAAUUGUCGACUGUCGUUGUAUGGAACGACCAAAUGACGCCCUCUGCUGGCUACGUGCCGCCAUUACCUUGAAUGAUAAAAUGACAAUUGUCAAAAUUGUUUUUGUUUGGACUUCAUUCUCAUUAGAUUGCAACUUUUCUCUCUCAA